Molecule: messenger RNA, 4149 nt
Organism: Trichomonas vaginalis G3
Lineage: Eukaryota; Parabasalia; Trichomonadida; Trichomonadidae
Product: guanylate cyclase protein
Exons: 1
Coding region: 1-4149 (1382 amino acids)
Biological process (GO): receptor guanylyl cyclase signaling pathway; cGMP biosynthetic process; intracellular signal transduction
Molecular function (GO): peptide receptor activity; guanylate cyclase activity
Source: RefSeq, a predicted model, not a curated record
AUGGCAAUGAAAGAAGAAACGUACUAUUCAAAGGGAUUUAACAUAGCAACUAUAGUUAUUACCUUGGUUACCUUCGUUUCUUAUUACAUUUUUUAUAGACAAAUUUAUUCAUACUCGUUCAUCUUUAGACAAACUGCAUUCUUGUGCAUAAGUGGUAAACAACAACAAAUUAUCAUGCAAGUACUGUCUUUUCAAUCAUUAUGCGUCGGAUUAAUGACAAGAAUACCGAAAGAAGCACAAACAGCCUUUUGUGUUGUCGGAAUUAUAGCGAUUAUAUACUCAAUAUUCCGUGUGACUCUAACACACUCAUUAGUUUACAUGUGGCAGUCAGUUAUGUUUAUGUCAUUUACAAUUUUCGGAAUUAUAUCAUAUGUAGCGCAUGUUAUCAUGAUUAUGCUUGAUUACAAGAUUAAUGUACCGGCAAUUUUCAUCCAUUUCUUCGUAAUUCUUGCUGUCGAUCUAAUCAGUCACUUUUACAUGAAAUAUUUAGUCAAAAAAGCCAUGGUUGCAUUGGAUAACGUGUAUGAAAAAAAAGAUUUUUUGGAGCAAUGCACGAAUCACAGGAAAUUGAUGAUUUAUUCCAUUCUUGGAUUCCAAUUUGCACAUCCAGCAAGUUUAGAAUUCACUGUUUUCAAAUAUAUAACUGACAAAUAUCCUUAUGAAGCGAGUUAUUGGCUUAUUUAUGGAAAGUUCGUUGCCAUUUAUCCAGAACUUAGUGAUACAUUAUCUUUCAUUGUUAGAAACAUGAUAGGAUACAAAUUAAAAGGUCUUGCAAUCAAACAAGCGAUUGCACAAACAAAAAUCAUUUUCCAACAAAGAGAAACAAAUUUGACAGGUGAUCUCAAGAAGAAAUUAAACAAAAUGGCUAAAGAAGUAUCAGACAUAAAGAGAACAAUCAGAAGAAUAUGGGAUCAAGUCAUCCAAGGAAACGCAAAUGAAAUGGAUAACGCAGUUGCAAGUUCAUAUAAAAAGACACAAGAAACUGAUGCACAUUUCAAUUUAUUAAGAAUACAAUUGCCAAACAACAGAUUCCUUUAUAGAUCAUAUGAAUCAUAUCUCAGGGAAAUAAAGAAUGAUCUCGCAGGCUUCCAACAAACAAAUGAACAAUUGAGACUCCUUGCAAGAGGUAUAAGAGUUCAUCCUGAUCACACACAACUUUUAGGUUUAAGAACUUUCCCUAAUUUACCACAAAUUUUACCUUCAUCUCAAUCUAUAAAUCCUCCAUCACAAAACAGUGAAAUGAGUGAAAACUUGACAUUCGCUGAAGACAUAGAUGAUGAAAUUUAUGCCAGAAAUUGUGAAGAAAACAAAAUGUUGGCAGAUUUAAUAGAAAAUCUUACAAUACCAAGUCUCAAGAAUUCAAGGAUAUUUAUUAUUGUUAUAUUCGUGUUUUCUAUGGCUACAGGAAUUGUUUCUUUUGCUUUGUUAGCGAGAUAUAGAAAGAGAAUCAAUUCACCAAAGAAAAUGCAGUAUGCAACAGAUUACGCCAGAUUUUAUGUUUCUUCAAGUAUAACAUUGUGCCAUUUGUAUAUUCUCAAAGUACUUAAUUUAGUUCCAUGGAAGGAAAUAAAGAUGAAAUACUACAACAGUGAAGAAGACUUGAAAAUGCAAUUGAGGUAUUGUAUUUCGCAAGUUAUUAAUUACGGAAAAUCCCUUUCUGACUUGAAAAUGAAAGAACUUGAUUCUUACAUCAAAAAUGCUAAUGAUUGUUUGUUUGAACCAACAAAUAAAUUCACUUAUGUUGAAAAAGAUUUUUCAACAAAAACACAAACAAUUUCAUUAACUGAUGCAAUGAAUACAGUUGUUAUGAGAUUGGCUGAAAUUGUUGAUUUAAAUGAUAACGAAAUCACAAGAUUAACAUUGCUUACACCUUCAAUUAUGACACCAAUGGUCAACAAAUUUGAUUUAACUCUUCAGUUCAUUAGUGCUACUGAUAAUUUGACAGAACACAUUAACAGCGAAGUUACAAAAGAAGACAAAGUUUUGAGAUUGAUUUCAUAUGGUUUCAUUGUUUUCUUUGUUAUUAUUACUAUUAUCAUGGCUUUGUUUGUUUAUUACAAGAUAAACCAUGACAAGAAAAUUGUCUACAGAACUCUUAUGGCACUUCCUAAAAAUGUUGUAAGUCAAAUCAACGAAGGAUUAAGAAUAAGAAAAAGCGGCGAUGAUAGUUCAAGAGGAAACAAUUUAACGAGCCAAGCGAAUAUUGCUAAUGAAUUGGAGUAUUCCAAACAAGAAGAGAACAUGAUAAAAGUCUUAGUAAAUGCAGCAGAUGAAACAGAUUCAGCUAUGACAACAAUCAAUUCAAUUAUUACUUGUUUACUUGUUUUCUUAAUUAUGUCAGUAAUUUUGGCAAAUUCUUUGGCCCAAAUUUUCAUCGAACAAGGCGAUGCAAUCAACCAAAACGUCCAACAUGUUGAUAACUUGAUGACAAUUGGCAGCUUGUAUCAUAACAUGUUUGCGGAAUUUAAUGAUAUCACUGCAACUUUCCUUGGAUAUCCAACAAAUGCUUCAGUAAAUAUGACAGCAAAAAUCAAUAGCAUGCAAGAUUACCAAAGUAAGUUGAAUGAUUAUUAUAACUGGAUGAGAUACGGAUAUAAGAAUGCUCUUCCUUAUCCAGAUUUCUCUAAAAUUGUAUCUCAAUCUAUUGAAAAUGCUGGCUGUAAUUGGAAUGUUAUCUUUCAGACAGUUGAAGAUGGAUUUAACUGCUUUUCUCCUGAUGUUUUGAUCAAAUAUACAUAUUAUUUGACUCAUUCAAUGAUUGAUGCAGCACUUGUCAGUAAAAAAUUUACAGGAACACCAUUCAUCAAUGCAAGCAAAGUUGCUUUAAUCAACAGAAUAUAUUUGUUCAGAUUGAUUGAUGAUUUCAUUUUCCCAGGUGCAGAACAAGUUGACGAAAAAGUCAAUAAAAUUGUUAUUUCUUCUUUCCCAAUUUGGGGAACAUUGAUUAUUGUUACAGUCCUUUCUUUCUUGGUUAUUCUUAUAGCUAUCCUUUUAUUAAUCAAACAGAUAGAGAACAGAUUAAGAUACGCUUUGAGAUUACUCCUGAGUUGCCAACCUUCUUAUGUAACUCAAAACGGUUUUAUUAUGACAGUUUUGACAGGAAAUUUCAAGCAAAAUUCAAAUGAUUCUUCAAUGAGAGGUAAUGAAUUCUAUGACACUCUCGUUGAAGAUUUACCGGAUUCAAUUAUAGUUACUAAUGGACAGAACUACAAGAUUGCUUCAAUGAACAAAAGCGCAAAAGAAUUGUUCAAAGGAGAUUUAGUUGGAUCUUCAUUGAACGAAUACUUGGGAUCCACAGAUUUCUCUCCAGAAAGUAACAGCAAACUCCAGAAACUCUUUGAUUUCAAUACAAAAUCCGCACAAUGCGCUGUGCAAUUCAUGAAAGGUGAUGUAGAUAAACAAUUUUUACUUGUUUCAAAGACAUCAGCUUUGCAAGGUGACAGUUAUAUAUUCAUUGUAAGAAACAACACACAAUCAUUCAUGUACAACAAAUUAAUCACUGAAGAAAGAUCUAAAAGUGAUCAAUUGUUGGCAACAAUCUUACCAGCAACGUUAGUUCCAAGAGUGCAAGCUGGAGAAAAGAAUAUUUCUUUCUCUGUUCCUUCGGCAACAAUUUGCUUCAUUGAUAUUGUUGAAUUCACCCCUUGGUGCUCUUCAAAUUCAGCACAAGUUGUAACAGGAACAUUGAAUAACAUUUUCACUGAAUUUGAUACAAUCGUUGCUUCUUUGCCUGUAAUGGAACGUGUCAAGUGCAUUGGAGAUUGUUACAUGGCUGCAGGAGGUAUCUUCGCGGAUACUCCUAAUGUUUUACAGUUCGCAAGAUCUUCUGUUGAUUUCGGAUUGCAGGCAAUCGACGCGAUCAGGAAAAUCAACGAAAAACUCGGAAUGAGUCUCCAAGUAAGAGUUGGUUUGCACAUUGGAGGUCCUGUUGUUGCUGGUGUUAUUGGAACAGGAAAACCAACAUUUGAGAUAUUCGGACCGGCUAUUUCAAUGGCACAACAAAUGGAACAUAAUGGAGUUCCAAUGAAAGUUCACGUUUCUAGGUCUAUUUAUGAAUUGAUUUAUGGCGGAACUUAUAAGAUCGAAGAAAGAGGAGAAAUCCAAAUCAAACAGGGAAAAGUUUUAACUUAUUUAGUUACUAUGCAAUAA